Messenger RNA from Prosopis cineraria, 1373 nucleotides. RefSeq names its product tetraspanin-10-like. Gene Ontology annotation, cellular component: plasma membrane; plasmodesma. NCBI's taxonomy places the organism in Eukaryota, Viridiplantae, Streptophyta, Magnoliopsida, Fabales, Fabaceae. Bases 221 to 1051 code for a protein of 276 amino acids. The transcript is spliced from 10 exons. Gene Ontology annotation, biological process: auxin-activated signaling pathway. The record is from RefSeq and is a predicted model, not a curated record.
ACACCUGUCACUUCCUCUUGCUCUCUCGUUUUCUUGAAGUGCUACUUCUAGCGCUCACAAAACCACAAGAAACUGUUCCUUCUUCUGGUUCUUCAAAUUCUUGUGUUUUUUAAGCCAAAGAAACGGAAGGAAAAUCUUCUUGUAAACAUUCGAACUCCGAAUUUCUGACAUCUUAACCUUUUCCCUCUUCGCGUGCCGCAGAGGAGGAGGAAAGGGGAAAAUGGGAGUCGGAACUAGUAACUUUGUAAUCAGAUGGAUCAACUUUUUCACCAUGCUUUUGGCUGUUGCAGUAAUAAUAUUUGGAAUAUGGAUGAGCAAUCAUCAUGAUGGCUGUAGGAAGUCUCUCACUCUGCCUGUGAUAAGCCUUGGAGCAUUUAUCUUCAUAAUAGUGCGUACAUCCACUGCCACUUGCCAACACCUUAAAGAAUUUGAUUUUAGCUUCUGGACUCUGGUAUCAUCCUUGACAUUUCACUUGCAGUAUCUGAUCAUCCUAUGCUUCAUCUUAAUAGCUAUUCUGGUCUUCACUGUACUGGCGUUUAUUGUGACUAAUAAUGGAUCAGGUCAUAACGUGGCUGGCUUGAGGUACAAGGAGUAUCAACUGGAAGAUUACAGCUCAUGGUUCCUCAAACAAUUGAACAAUUCUCGUAACUGGGCUCACCUGAGGAGUUGUCUUGUCAAAUCUGAAGACUGCAAUAAGCUAUCAAAAAAAUACAAGACUCUUAAACAAUAUAAAUUGGCUAAAUUGACCUCCAUUGAGGCUGGCUGUUGUAGACCACCUUCUGAAUGUGGAUAUCCUGCUGUAAAUGCAUCAUACUAUGACUUGACCUUUCAUCCAGUUAGCGCUAGCUAUGACUGCAGACGGUACAAAAACUCUCGGGUAGUCAAAUGUUAUGAUUGUGAUUCUUGCAAGGCUGGGGUUGCACAAUACAUGAAAACUGAGUGGAGGAUCGUUGCAAUAUUUAAUGUUGUUUUAUUUGUUGUGUUGGCUAUUAUAUACUUUGUUGGAUGCUGUGCGAGACGAAAUGCUGCCAGGAGCCAUUCUAAGGCUUGAAGGGAGAAUAUAUGUGCUGCUUCUACAAAUUUCUUUUGAUUAAUGCCAAUUGAAGAUAUCAAUGUCUGCGGCAUUUGGUUUGUACUUGUUUAGUGACUUUUUUUUCCCAAAAAAAAAAAUAAAAAUAAAAUUUGGUAAAAAAUUGUGAAUUUCUGUACCCAUGAGACUUGACUUUUGUUAUGUCAUCACAUUUUUAUUCUUUGAAGUGUAUAGCAAAUUCAAAUUUAGGAAACUUACUGUGCAUGGACAAGUUUAAUCAUGCAAAGUGUGGCUUAUUAUUCCUUUUGGAGGAUUUGUCAGAAUACAAUCAAGAUUAUCUCAA